Messenger RNA from Penicillium daleae, 3372 nucleotides. RefSeq names its product ubiquitin-specific protease UBP15. The record is from RefSeq and is a predicted model, not a curated record. Gene Ontology annotation, biological process: regulation of protein stability; protein deubiquitination. Gene Ontology annotation, cellular component: nucleus; cytosol. Bases 1 to 3372 code for a protein of 1123 amino acids. Lineage: Eukaryota; Fungi; Ascomycota; Eurotiomycetes; Eurotiales; Aspergillaceae. The transcript is spliced from 11 exons. Gene Ontology annotation, molecular function: cysteine-type endopeptidase activity; cysteine-type deubiquitinase activity; protein binding.
AUGGAAAACCUCGCGGAGAACGAGAUGCUUGUCGACGAGUAUGAGCAAUAUCCCAAUGAGAAGACUGAUGUCGUCGUCGUCUCCCGCUCGGGCUCCGACGAGCCCGAGCCUGCGCCGUCCGCCGCUGACCAUGCGGCCAUGAUGGCACGAAUCCUCCCCAAGAACCCCGACCUCGAGACCCUAGAAGAGGUGCACAACACAUGGCACAUCGAGAAUUGGAGGAAGAUGGAUAGAAAGUCUCACGGCCCAAUCUUCAACUGCGGCGGGUCGCCUUGGCGCAUUCUAUUCUUCCCCUACGGAAAUAACUCGGAGCACGCCUCGCUCUACCUUGAGCAUGGAAGGGAAAGCGAUAUACCGGAGAACUGGUAUGCCUGCGUACAAUUCGCAUUGGUAUUGUCGAAUGUGAAGGAUCCUUCAAUCUACCACACUCAUGUUGCAACCCAUCGCUUCACUGCUGACGAGGGCGACUGGGGGUUCACUCGAUUCUACGAUCUCCGGAGCCUGUUCAAUGAUGCGUGGGAAGGCAAGAACGUUCCUCUCGUUCAGGAUGACGAGGCCAACAUUACCGCCUAUGUCCGCGUGGUCAAGGAUCCUACUGGUGUCCUCUGGCAUAGCUUCCGGGAUGCCUCCAGCUACGACUCCAAGAAAGAGACCGGCAUGGUGGGCCUUCGCAACCAGGGUGCUACUUGCUACCUUAACUCCCUCCUGCAAUCUCUAUACUUCACCAAUGCUUUCCGCAAGGCCGUAUAUGAUAUCCCCACCGAGGAGGAUGCUUCUCGCCAGAACAGUGCUUGGACACUCCAGAGACUGUUUCUCAAUCUACAGACCAUGGAAAAGGCAGUGUCGACAACCGAGCUGACAACCUCCUUUGGUUGGGACACGAGACAGGCGUUCGAGCAGCAAGAUGUUCAAGAGCUGUCGCGGAAGCUUAUGGAGCGCUUGGAGGAGAAGAUGAAGGGCACUGUUGCUGAAAAGGCUCUGCCCGAAUUGUUCGUCGGGAAGACCAAAACUUAUAUCUCCUGCAUUAAUGUCGAUUACGAGUCUUCUCGUAUCGAAGAUUUCUGGGACAUUCAGUUGAAUGUCCGGGGGAACAAGACCCUAGAAGACAGUUUCCGGGAUUACAUCCAGGUUGAGACGCUUGAGGGUGAGAACAAAUACGACGCGGGCCCUCCAUACGGUCUUCAGGAUGCCAAGAAAGGUGUUAUCUUUGAGAGCUUCCCGCCAGUCCUGCAUCUUCACUUGAAACGAUUUGAAUACGACCUUAAUGCCCUGACGAUGAUGAAGGUCAACGACCGCCAUGUCUUCCCGAUGGAGUUUGAUGCUGCCCCUUAUCUCUCCGCUAACGCUGAUAUGUCAGAGUCCUGGGUGUAUGAGCUGCAUGGUGUGCUUGUCCACAGCGGUAGCCUGGAUGCUGGCCACUACUAUGCAUUCUUGAAGCCUACCAAGGAUGGAUACUGGUACCGCUUUGAUGAUGACAAGGUCAACCGUGCCACCGAGAAGGAGGUUCUGGAGGAAAACUAUGGAGGAGAGUACGAAUUCGCCAACGGGACUACUGGUGUUCGUCAGCCAUACACGCAAAAGUACUCAACCAAGCGCUCCAUGAAUGCCUACAUGUUGGUUUACAUUCGGAAGACUCGAUCGGAUGACGUUCUUCUUCCCAUCACCAAGGACGAUGUCCCCUCUCACAUUGAAAAGCGCCUCGCCGCAGACCGGGCGGAGAUGUUGCAGAAGCAGAAGGAGAGAGAGGAGGCCCCUCUGUACAUGAAUGUUGGUGUUCUGACCGAGGAGACAUACCGGAAUCACCACGGCUUUGAUAUGACUGGCGGGGAUCUUCCAGCCGAAGACCCUGCUCUUCCAGUUCAGUACCGUGUUCGCCGUUCUAAGAAAGUGGGUGAGUUUGCAGAGGAGAUCGCCGAAGAGUACGGUCUCAAUAUAAACUCUUUCCGAUUCUGGAGUAUGGUCACCCGCCAAAACAAGUCGAGCCGACCUGACCUGCCCAUCACCGACUAUGAGAUGACGCUUGAGGAGCUUAGCAAGCAAACUACCACCUCCAAAGGUAACCCUUUCCGACUUUGGAUGGAGGUCUCGCCUGUAGGCUCUGAUGUUCAACCUCAAGAAUGGUCUGACAAUGACUUCGUCUUGGUCUUCCUGAAGAACUUCGACGUUACCACGCAAACCUUGUCUGGUGUUGGCUCCGUCUAUAUGCGCAAGAACCAGAAGGUGCAAGACUUGGCUCCCAUCAUUCUUUCAAAAAUGAAUUGGCCUACUGGCACGGACUUUAUGUUGUUCGAGGAGGUCAAGUUCGAUAUGAUCGACCCGGUGAAACCCAAACAGACCAUUCUGCAGGCGGAGCUUGGGAGCGGUGAUAUCAUCACUUUCCAGCGGAUUGUGACAGACUCGGAGAUUCCGUCGACGGCGCUUUACACCGAUGCCAGACAAUAUUACGAUCACCUCCUCAACCGCAUCAGUGUCACCUUUGCGCCUAUCAAGGCGGGUGAUGGUGACGAGUACACACUGGCGCUUAGCGGCAAGAUGACCUACGAUCAGUGGUCCAAGAAGGUGGCCGAACAUCUGAAUGUGGAGCCCACCCACCUCCGAUUUGCUCCUGUCAUGGCCAGCACCGGCAAGGCCAAGGCUUUCCUAAAGCGGACCACCACACAUACCCUGGCUCAGAUUCUCACUGGCCAAUACGGUGCGUAUGGGUAUACCAUGCACCGGCCUGAUGCUUUGUAUUACGAGGUUUUGGAAAUGAGUUUGAGUGACUACGAGAGCAAGAAGUCUUUCAAGGUGACCUUGCUGCCAGAAGGCAUCACGAAAGAGGAAGUGGUAGAGGUCCUGGUGUCUCGUAAUGGAACCGUCGCCGAGCUUCUGAGUGCCUUGCAAAAGAAGGCCAGUCUCGAUGACCAGGUCAUCUCAGAGAUAAGGCUCUUCGAGGCACACAGCGGCAAGCUUUAUAAGGAACUCAAGGAAGACACUAAUGUAUCUGCUAUCAACGAGUACUCCACGCUCUAUGCUGCGAGGGCACCAGCCGAGGAGCUCAACAUGGAGGGCGAGGACCGAUUGGUUAGCGCCUUCAACUUUGACAGGGAGCCUAAUCGUACCCAUGGAGUGCCGUUCAAGUUUGUUGUGAAGCCGGGUGAGGUUUUCAAGGAGACCAAGGAACGUCUGUCCAAGCGGACGGGCAUCAAGGGCAAGCCAUUUGAGAAGAUCAAGUUUGCCGUCGUCCCCCGUGCUUCCUUCUCCAACCCCAAGUAUCUUGAAGAUGAUGAUAUUCUCUCUGAUGUGAUCGGCCCCGAUGACUACCUGGGCCUUGAUCAUCCCGGUAAGAGCCGUGGAUUCUGGGGCAAGAGCGAGAGCUUCUUCAUUCGAUAA